CUUGGCGGUUUUGUGAACGACCUUAAAGUGUUCCAUAAUAGAGGAGUGGUGACUACAAAGACUCUGUCAUGAACAUCUGCCUGUAGGAAUCAACUUUUUAAUCAUCUGGGGAAAACCUGAGAAUGUGCUUGCUAUGCUCAGACUGUAAGGAGCUGUUAACAUGUACAUUUCUACUUUGAUGACCUGGAACAGAUUUGGAAGCUGCCAUUUCCAGAAAUGCCAUUUCAAUCCCACUUUGUAUCCAGUACAAAUAUGCUUGUAGGCAUGAUCUGCCAUAACAGGAUAUGUUUUUGGAACUGGCAAUUGCCUUAAGAAGAGGCUCUUUCUCAUUUCCUGUCUGGUAGUAAAAUGCGCUUUGCAAGCAGGCCACAAAGCUUCCAGCAUUGAAAAUGGUGUAUGGCGAGUUCUUCCACAAACCGGGACAAGAUGAGGAGCUUGUCAACUUGAAUGUAGGUGGCUUUAAGCAGUCCAUUGGCCAAAGUACGUUGCUGAGAUUUCCCCAUACAAGGCUUGGAAAGCUGCUUAAAUGCCAUUCAGAAGAGGCUAUUCUAGAACUAUGUGAUGACUAUAGUGUUGCCGACAAGGAAUACUACUUUGAUCGGAACCCUUCCUUGUUCAGAUAUGUGCUGAAUUUUUAUUACACAGGUAAACUCCAUGUUAUGGAAGAGCUUUGUGUCUUCUCCUUUUGCCAGGAAAUAGAAUACUGGGGGAUCAAUGAACUCUUCCUUGAUUCCUGCUGCAGCAAUAGGUACCAAGAAAAGAAAGAAGAAGGUCCUGAUAAAGACUGGGACCAGAAGAGCAAUGACAGAAGUCUAGACUCUUCUGAUGAUGAGUCAUCCAUAUUUGAUAAGGAGCUUGAGAAGUUCGAUAAACAGUGGUUUGGACCCUUGCGAAAAAAUAUAUGGAUUAGAAUGGAAAACCCUGCAUAUUGCUUAUCAGCCAAACUGAUUGCUAUUUCUUCCCUUAGUGUGGUCCUAGCAUCUAUUGUGACCAUGUGUAUCCACAGCAUGCCUGAGUUCCAAAAGCUGGAUGCCAAUGAAAGAGAAAUUGAAGAUCCUGUUCUGGAAGUCGUGGAGAUCAUAUGCAUCAUCUGGUUCACCUCUGAGCUAGUGAUCAGGUUGGCUGCUGCUCCAAGUCAGAAGAAAUUCUGGAAGAACCCACUGAAUAUCAUUGACUUUGUCUCCAUCAUUCCCUUCUAUGCCACUUUGGCUGUGGACACAAAAGAGGAAGAAAGUGAAGACAUUGAAAAUAUGGGGAAAGUGGUUCAAAUCCUUCGCUUAAUGAGGAUUUUCCGAAUUUUGAAGCUGGCUAGGCACUCUGUUGGACUGCGGUCUCUGGGUGCCACUUUAAGACACAGUUACCAUGAAGUUGGACUUCUGCUUUUGUUCUUGGCUGUUGGGAUUUCCAUUUUUUCUGUUCUGGCCUACUCAGUGGAAAAAGAUGAUGAAACAUCAGAGCUGCAGAGUAUCCCAAUCUGCUGGUGGUGGGCCACAAUUAGCAUGACCACUGUGGGCUAUGGGGACACCUUCCCAGUAACCCUUGCAGGGAAGAUUAUUGGUACAACCUGCAUUAUCUGUGGAAUAUUAGUGGUGGCUCUUCCCAUCACUAUCAUUUUCAACAAGUUUUCAAAAUACUAUCAGAAGCAGAAGGAAAUUGAUGUGGACCAAGGCAACAACAACAACAACCCCCCCGAGGAGAAGACAAAUGAGCUCCCCUAUUUUAAUAUUAGGGAUAUUUAUGCAAAAAAGAUGCACUCUUUUAUUUCCAGCCUUUCUUCAGUAGGAAUUGUAGCCAACGAUCAAGAUUCAACUGACGCCUCCAGCAUCCAAGAUCUUGACGAUGUUUAUAAUGCAACAUCUUUGCAGAAUGAACGUGCAUCUUUAGUCUCUUCGAAGACCCAUCUGUGACUGGACCUGUAGUCUGCUGGUACCUCUGCACUAAGCACAGCCCAAUGAAUCCAUUCACACUGAAGAGCUACUUCAACACCCAACUGAUCAGAAUGGUUAAUGGAGCUCUCUCACACAGCACUAGGGAGAGAGUCAUAAGCAGUAAGUGGCAAAGGGGAGGUCCUGACAGAUUACAGCUUAUGCUGCAUUUGCUGUUAGCUUCUCAUCAAUCCCCAUUCCACCUAAAAAAUAAGCCAUACAUACCAUUGAUAGCCUCAUUUUAUACCUUUGGACACCAAAAGAGUUUAUCUACAAUCACCACCCGACAUGACAUAAUUGUCAUGUUCUCACAUUCAUUAAUAAAGCAUCAGCCUUUUGGGUUCUGCCUACCUCUGCCAAAUGCUUCCUGUCAUAAUUCCUACCAUUUACCUCUGCUGUUGGAUGAUGAUGAUGAUGAUGAUGAUAACAAUAUAUUGUGACAUAUAGUUAAUACUGCUUGCUGUUCCUUUGCUUGUUAUUGUUAAAACUGCAAUAUGAAAAGGAAACUUCUCAGUAGGCCAACUCUGUAAAUAUAUCCGCUAACUAUUUCACAAUAAGGCAGGCUACCUCAACACCAAUAAAAUUUUGAC
Messenger RNA from Hemicordylus capensis (graceful crag lizard), 2515 nucleotides. RefSeq names its product potassium voltage-gated channel modifier subfamily S member 3 (gene KCNS3). The record is from RefSeq and is a predicted model, not a curated record. Gene Ontology annotation, molecular function: voltage-gated potassium channel activity; protein binding. Lineage: Eukaryota; Metazoa; Chordata; Lepidosauria; Squamata; Cordylidae. Gene Ontology annotation, cellular component: membrane; voltage-gated potassium channel complex. The coding region runs from base 390 to 1907 and encodes 505 amino acids. The transcript has 4 exons. Gene Ontology annotation, biological process: protein homooligomerization; potassium ion transmembrane transport.